This is a messenger RNA of Chrysoperla carnea, 1862 nucleotides long. It is a transcript of the gene TfIIFalpha, whose product is annotated as general transcription factor IIF subunit 1. Gene Ontology annotation, biological process: positive regulation of transcription elongation by RNA polymerase II; transcription initiation at RNA polymerase II promoter. The transcript has 8 exons. The annotation marks the transcript as partial. Gene Ontology annotation, cellular component: nucleus; transcription factor TFIIF complex. The record is from RefSeq and is a predicted model, not a curated record. Lineage: Eukaryota; Metazoa; Arthropoda; Insecta; Neuroptera; Chrysopidae. Gene Ontology annotation, molecular function: RNA polymerase II general transcription initiation factor activity; TFIIF-class transcription factor complex binding; DNA binding.
CAAACAAAGUUGUGACAUUCGAUAACAGCUUUAAACCGAAUGUUAAGUCUCUGAAUGUUACGAGAAUAUUUAUUUUCUUGAAUAAAUGAAUGUAAACCGCUAAAUGUUGAUUAAAAUUUAGAGUUUAUAAUCGCUUAAUUGUUAAAUAGUACUUAAGACAAAUUUAUUUGUAUACCAAAUACAAAAUGUCUAUGUCAAUGAAUAUGUCUAACACGUCUUCGUCGGCUAGUGGAGCAUCUUCGGGCACUGCUACUAAGUCAUCUAGCAAUGCAAAUUCACAAGAAUCUGUUCAAGAAUACACUAUACGUGUCCCAAAAAAUGGCCGCAAAAAAUAUCAUUUAAUGCGUUUUAAUGCAACAUUAAAUGUCGAUUUUGCAAAAUGGACCAAUGUUAAAAUGGAACGUGAAAAUAAUCAACGUGAAUUUAGAGGAAUGGAUGAGGAACAACCUAAAUUUGGUGCUGGAAGUGAAUUUGGACGUGAUGCACGUGAAGAAGCUAGACGUAAAAAAUUAGGUUUUGCUGCUAGAAAGUAUAAGUCUGAAGAUCAACCUUGGUUGUUAAAAGCAGGCGGCAAAAAUGGAAAAAAAUUUAAAGGUAUACGAGAAGGUGGCGUAUCAGAGAAUGCAUCAUACUAUGUGUUUACACAUGCAGCUGAUGGUGCAAUUGAGGCGUUUCCAUUACAAGAAUGGUAUAAUUUCACACCAAUACAAACUUAUAAAGCUUUAUCAGCUGAAGAAGCCGAACAAGAGUUUGGUAAACGUAAUCGUGUAUUAAAUUUCUUCUCAUUGAUGAUGCGUAAACGGCUGCGAGGUGACGAAGAUGCUGACGGUGAAAAUGGUAUGGGUGGAAUUGAUGGUGAUGAUAUUAAAUUAAAUGGCGGUGGUAAAUCAAAUAAAAGUAAAAGUAAAGAUAAAGAAUUAAAAAUUACCGAAAUGGAUGAAUGGAUGGAGAGUAGUGGUGAUGAUUCUGAUGAGGACGAUGAUGAUGACAAGGAAAAAGAAGACAAAGAAGAGAAAGCUAACAAAAAUAAAAAGACACAAAAAAAGAAAAAAAUACGUGAUACUGAUGCUGAAGCAUUUGAAGAUAGUGAUGAUGGUGAUGAUGAGGGACGAGAAUUAGAUUAUAUAUCAUCGUCUAGUGAAAGUGAUGAUGAUAUUGAAAAACAAUUACAAGGUGUUGCCGAAGAAAAGGCAUUACGAAAAUUAUUAACAUCCGACGAAGAUUCUGAAGAUGAAGAAAACAAAUCAAACAAAUCAAAUAGUUCCGAUGAUGAAAAAGACAAAGACAAGGAUGGUGAAGGUAAUGAUAAAAAGGGUAAAGAUAAAGAUGAUAAAGAUGGUAAAGAUAAAGAAGAUGGAGAUUCAAAAGCUAAAAAUAAACAAAAUAAAAAGAAGGCUUCACAAUUGAAAAAGAAAGACUUUAGUAAAAAUAAGAAUAAGAAAGAUAAAAAAGAUUCAAGCAGUUCAUUAAGUAGUGAUUCUGAUUCAGAUAAUGAAAACAGUAAGAAAAAGAAAGAUAAUUCAUCGAAUAAUAAUUCUCGUUCAUCGUCACCAAUAACUGAUAAUAAACGUAAAUUGGAUGGUACAAGUAAUACUUCACCAAUAAGUGCUAAGAAACAAAAAUUAGAUAUGCCAGCAGCAUCAUUACCAACAUAUUUAAUGUCAUCAAGUGAUUCUGGUAUAACUGAAGACGCUGUACGCCGUUAUUUAAUGCGUAAGCCAAUGACGACAACCGAAUUAUUGCAGAAAUUUAAAACAAAGAAGACUGGUUUAAAUAGUGAACAAUUAGUGAAUAUAAUGACACAAAUAUUAAAGAAAAUCAAUCCUGUAAAACAAACUAUUAAGGGAAAAAUGUAUUUAUCU